AUGCACUCUCCAGCUCACCACCCUUCAUCGACUGCAUUUGUUCCUGCCUUGCUGCAAUAUCUGCAGUGCCCCUUUUCAACAGCCCCUGUUUCCACGUUUGUCAUCAAGUCUCCCUCUUUCUCUGUUCCAUGUCUGCUCACUUUCUCCCAUCACUGCCUCUUUCCUCAAUCCCGUGUAAUUGCCGUCGCGGCCGUUGGAUCGGAGCCGCCGGUUGCCGGGGAGAGAUCUGGACCGUCGGGCGAGAGAGCGGCUGGCGGGGAGGAGAGUGUGGGGGAUUUGCGUGUGAGCUAUGGCGCGACGGAAGCAGAGGGGGAGGAGGCGGAAAGAAGAGGGAAUUUCAAUGAUGCAAGGGAGGAGGGACGGGGAAGGGUUUGGGAUGAGGUUCAAGAAGAGGAUCGGAAUGUUGAGGCGCGGGGAUGGGUGGAUUUAGCGGACGGGGAGAAGCAGGAAAUGCAGACGAGACAGCGAUCGAUUCGGGUGCGGGAGGAGGCAGGCGGCGAGGCGGCGGUAGGGGGAGGGACGGCGGAAGAAGGACGAUCAAGAGAGGAAAGCCUUGGCAACACCGAGCAGGGUAGUCGUACCAAUGAGGCUGUAAUUACCGCGGAGGGCGUUAGUAACGCGGAGGCCAAUAACGAGGACGACGGUGACGACAUGAGCGGGUACGGCGUGGCGUCGGAGGAGGAUCUGCGCAACGCAAAGCAGAUCGCGGACGCGAUUCUCAGCGGGCGGUUCUUCGCGGGGAUGAGCCGCGGGAAACAGCACUGGGCGGGGGACGACGUGGGGGAGAGCGGGAACGCUGGAGGAGAGGAUGGGGGAGUGAGGGAACGCGGGAGGAGAGGGAAGGAGAGGCGCGGGGAAGGGCGCGGGGAGGUGGGGGGAGACGGCGAGGAGGAAGAGGAGUGGCGGAGGAGUUUCCGCGAGAGGGGGUGGCGGCCGGGGUUCAGGGGUUUAGGGGACUGGUUGGGGGAGGCGGGCGGGGGACAGGCGGAGGCGGAGGGGCAGGUGGCGGUGGAGAAGCAGCGGUUUGCGCGCGUGGCGCUGGUGGGCGCGCCCAACGCAGGGAAGUCCGCCCUGAUGAACAGACUGGUGGGCGUGAAGGUAUCAGCGGUAUCGCGCAAGACCAACACAACGCAAAGGGAGGUGGUGGGCAUCCGCACCAUCGGGCCCACGCAGCUGGUGUUUCACGAUACGCCAGGGCUGAUAGUGGCGCUACCAUCGCAGCCACUGUCAGCGUCGCAGCGCCAGGGGUCGCUGCUCGCCUCGUCCGCUGCCUUGCAUUGCCAUGUGGUGGCGCUCGUCAUUGAUGCCGACCGGCAGAUCCGGAGGCCGGACCCGCGGGUGCGGAGGAUGGUGGGGGUGGUGGGGGCGGAGCGGAGGGAGGGGCAGCAGCGCGUAGCGGUGCUGAACAAGGUGGAUCUGGUGAAGGACAAGCGCCUGCUGCUACCGCUCGCACAGGAGCUCAGCUCCUUCCACUCCAUUGAGAGGGUGUUCAUGGUAUCAGCGCUGCAGGACAAGGGCGUGAACCUGCUGGAGGAGUAUCUCUUUGACCAUGCGGUGCAGGCGGCAUGGGAGGAGGACCCUCGUCUGUGCACGGACCAGUCGCCUGAGCAGCUGGCCAUGCAGAUCGUGCGCGAGCUGCUGCUGCACCGCAUGCACCAGGAGGUGCCAUACGCCAUAGAGCACCGCCACGAGUCGUGCUCUGUGCUCAGGGAUGGGUCGCUGCGCAUAGAGCAGCUGCUGCUCGUGCAGUCCAAUGCACAGAGAGCCAUGCUCGUUGGCAAGGCAGGACAGGUCGUGCGAGCAGCUAAGCUGCUGCUUGUGCAGUCUAAUGCACAGAGGGCCAUGCUCGUUGGCAAGGCAGGUCAGGACGUGCGGUAA
This is a messenger RNA of Closterium sp. NIES-65, 1878 nucleotides long. The record is from the annotation of a GenBank genome assembly. NCBI's taxonomy places the organism in Eukaryota, Viridiplantae, Streptophyta, Zygnematophyceae, Desmidiales, Closteriaceae.